This is a messenger RNA of Cinara cedri, 3485 nucleotides long. NCBI's taxonomy places the organism in Eukaryota, Metazoa, Arthropoda, Insecta, Hemiptera, Aphididae. The record is from the annotation of a GenBank genome assembly.
GUGCCGGUUAACGCGUAAUUAUAAUACGUAACGCAAUCUGUGAAAAAAAGUUCACGGCCGUGUUAUGCAUUUUAUAAUAAAGAGAUUAUCGUCCAUCAUUCUACGUUUUUCGUUAUUACUAUUGUUAAUGUGGGUGUCCACUCUAUGUAUUCGAUAAAUAUUUUAACCAAGUGCACAAAUACGGGUUAUUAAGUUUUACCAAUAUCAUCGAAUAAGUUGAAUAUUGAGUACCUAGUUUACAGUACAGUUUUAAUUUAGAGUACGCGUAGCGAAAAUCAAUUUUAAAAUGUCUUUGUCGUUAAAAAAACAUCGAUUUUAUGAAGUAAAUAUAUAUAUGUAUUAAUGAUAAUUUAAUAAGUAUUUCUAAUUGACUCUUUGAAUAAGAUAUAUAAACACCUAUAGGCAUAGUUCCCAUUAUACUCGUCUACAUCUAAUUAUAUGUUCUGAUAUUUUAGACUUGUAAAUUGUAUUUUAUAUUAUGUUUUGGAUUCAAUAACUCGUUGCUGUCUAACCAUAGAACGUAUCCGGACGUCAAUUUUUCGGCAAACCUGGACUUGAUUCGCACCAUGGGUAAGUCAAAAGUUCAAGUUUGUGUACGUGAAGUUGGGAAUGCAUCUACAGAAUAAAGAAUAGAGAAGAAAAUAUAACAAUAAUAUACUAAAAACAACUAAUAUUAACAAAAAACGUUUUUGUGUAAUGGAGCUCAGUUGUUUGAUUAUUUUAGAUUCGAUUCCGAAUCGAAGUUUGAUUUUUCUAUGGUGUGUGUGUGUGUGUGUUUUGUUUUAUCUGUAAACAACUUUACUACCAGAAAUAUUGUUUCAAUAAAAAAACGACCAGACACCUUUUUUGUUACAUUUUGGUACGCGUCGAUGAAUAAAUUAGUUUUUUUUGUUUUUCCAACAUUUUUUAUAAAAAUAGAAAAAGACGUAAUAGAAAAAUAGAUAAAUCAAAUUUCAAAUUUUCUUUUUUACCAGAAAUUUUCCUAUACCGUUUUUUCCCGAUUGUUAUGACAACCACUUAGAAAAUAAAAUAACCUCUUUAUUGCAUCAACUAAAUAAAAAAUGCAACUAAAAUAAAGGUAGUUUAACAGAUGGUUUGAUUGGAGCCCGAGAUCAUGUAAAACAUUUUUUAUACAAACAGAAAAAAAAGAUAAUAUAUAUCUACAUCAUAGUAAAAUCAAUGCAUUUCUCGUUUUGCUCAGAAUCUAAAAAAAAUCUAACGUUUAUAAUGCGAUAUAAUAUAGUACCUACUUUGUUUUAGAUAUUUUAGUGCACCGUUUCAAUGAAAUACAUCCUCUUCAUUACAACGAAACGGUUCACGCAAUCCUCCGUCAGAAUGAUGAUGGUUCUAAAUAGUAAGUAUCAUUCCUAUUAAACGCAUUAUAAUAUAUGGUUUUAAUUCAACAAUCAGAUAUAACGACAAUAUACGAAAAAAAAUUAGCCAUUUCGAAAACGCUUUCGACAAUCAGUUCAGUUAAGUGCUCUUUAUCCCAUCGUUAUACCAUUAAAAACAAGUCGGAAAGUACGUUUGAAUUAUUGGAUUCGAAUUUAAUUUUCUUCUUUAAUCCACGAAAGCGGUUACUAACCUGUUUUCGCUCUACGCAUCUCGUCGCAAUAAUACCCAUCGUCGUUAUGUUUUCUUGAUUUAUCACGCAUAUGUCCACAGAAAUCUCCUCUAAUAAUUACCACCCGCCAACACGAACUUGUAUUAUUUUAUAAUCGAUUAUACGAUCAAAUCAAUCUUAACUGAAUUAAUAUUGCACGGUUUUCGUAUGCUUGUCUAUGUAGCGUACUCGGUCACAAUAUAGCCAAGAAGAUAAUACUCACAUAUGAUAAUCAGAAGAUAAAGAAUUGUAUUAGUCGUGUUUUGACGUGUCUAUUGAACCAGGAAAAUCAAUUGGAAUUUGAAAGGACCGCAGAUAGUUAUCAAAUUAAUGAUGUGUACGACGAUGAUAAUACUUCAGAACUUUAUCCAGAUUAUCCAAACUUGGACAAUGGCAAUAUAGGCGAUUUUUCGUCAACAGAAUAUUGACUUUGACCAUAAAGAAGUAUUAUUUAAUAUUACUUGGAGGAAUUAUUUCUUUUGUUUCAAGAUGCGACCUUUACAAAAAAAGUAUAUAAUUAUACGUAUAAUAUUAUAAAAAUGUACUUAUUUUUAUGAAUAUGUUUUUUUUUUAUUGAAUUUAUAAUAUAAGUGCCCGAUACAGGUAUUCAACUAUGAAUUACCUCGAAUGUAUAUAAUCACGCGGUUUUUUGGUCCCAAGGAAGAAGGGCUUGAGUAAAUUUUUAUAAUUUCGUCUUGUGCAUUCGGUUUCCCUUUAUUUGUUGGUCUAAAACCCAAAUUGCACAAGUGUGUGUGUGUGUGUGUGUGUGUGUGUGUACAUUUUCAAUACAUUAUACAGUGUAUGCAGCGUAUUAGCGUACACAAGACGUACGUGUUUUCAACAUUUAAUGAGCUUGUGUUGGAAACUAUACGCGAACGGCUCAAAGUCUCUUCAUCGACGGGACCGAAGCUAUGGGCACAAACGAUAAUAAUUCGCGGGUUGAUUCGUCCCGGUUGAACAUUACAAUACAAUAUAGCCUCCGAACUACGUAUUUAAUUCUAACGGGAUCCAAUCGUAUACGAUCGGUUGUCCACUUGUUUCGUGUGGCGCAAUAUCUAUAGACCCCCGCGUUCACGACAAUAUCGCAAUGUGGUCCUAUAUGAACUCCGCGAGCAGUUCAUUAAAACGUUUCAAUCUGUUUUAUUUAUUCGUUAUAUUCGUUUCGUAACACGCUACAUUAUUAUGUUGUAUUGUUUCGUAUAUAGGGGGAUACAGAAUUCGUACAGGUUUCACAAACAAACUAUUAUUAUUAUUAUUAUUAUUAUUAUUAUUAUUAUUAUUAUUACGAUACAAUACCAUUAUAUCUACCUAUAAAUAAUGUAUUUUAUAAAAUUCAGUCCGUACAUGAGACGCAAAAUAUAUUAGAAAAAAUAAUACAUAAUAAUACGAUAUCAUAUAAAUGUACAAUAAUUAUUAAUAAAACUGCGCGUAUAAUAGUUAUUAGGUAUUAUUUGUAUAAAAUCGAAUCAUCUAAUAUUACGGGUACGUUAUAUUCAUUUUAUAAAAGCUAAACUCGUAUAAUAUUAUUAUAGAUAAUAUACCGGCUACUAUACAAUAAAAAAGGAAUGUUACAAUAUCAUAAUGUAUUUUCAUAAUAUUAUUAAAAAAUUUAAUAAUAAUAAACACCUUAGGUUAUAAUUUUGAUCUUAUCGCGUGUAAUUUUAAUUAAUGUUAAAACGAAAUAUAACAAUUAUUUUAAAAUACACACACACAAAAAAAAAAAAAAAAAACAACAAACAUUCAUGUUCGUUUAAAUAUUACCGUUGUUUUAAAAAUAUACGGUUAAAUUGUCUUCUCUUCUCGUUUCUUCGACCGGUGUCACGCUGACGCUCGGAUCGAUUUCGCGCUAUAAGAAUAAAUAAAAUAUUGUUGUUUACACUUA